Molecule: messenger RNA, 1117 nt
Organism: Populus euphratica (Euphrates poplar)
Lineage: Eukaryota; Viridiplantae; Streptophyta; Magnoliopsida; Malpighiales; Salicaceae
Product: vacuolar protein sorting-associated protein 2 homolog 2-like
Exons: 11
Coding region: 262-912 (216 amino acids)
Biological process (GO): vacuolar transport
Source: RefSeq, a predicted model, not a curated record
AAAGGCAAAGAGCACGCUCCCCAAAGCAGUGGCGUCUCUCCCGUUCUUAAUCUUUCUUCCCAUUUCUUAAUCGGAGAAAGAAAAGAAAAUUAAGCAAAAAAUGGAAAAAAAUCUUCUUUAACUACAUUUUCCACUCCUUUCUUGAACUCAACACACAUUUCCCAUACAUAGAAGAAGGGAAACUACUGGCGUGCUAGGGUUUUUUCUUUCUUACAGGACAACACGGGUUUGUUUUGUGUACAAGGUUCGGUAUUUACAACAAUGAAUAUCUUCAAGAAAAAAACUUCUCCUAAAGAGGCUCUCAGGUCUAGCAAGAGAGACAUGACCGUUGCCACAAGAGGGAUUGAACGUGAAAUUGCAUCUCUUCAGUUGGAGGAGAAGAAAUUGGUGGCAGAGAUAAAACAAACAGCAAAAACUGGAAAUGAGGCUGCUACUAAAAUCUUAGCCCGACAACUCGUUCGACUUCGGCAACAAAUAACAAAUUUGCAGGGGAGUCGUGCCCAAAUAAGAGGUGUUGCUACUCAUACACAGGCUCUGUAUGCCAGCACUUCAAUUUCGACUGGGAUGAAAGGCGCAACUAAGGCAAUGGUGGCUAUGAACAAGCAAAUGGCCCCAGCAAAACAAGCUAAAGUGAUCAAAGAGUUCCAGAUGCAGUCAGCAAAAAUGGACAUGACGAUUGAGAUGAUGUCAGAGGCUAUUGAUGAGACUUUAGACAAAGAUGAGGCUGAAGAGGAAACAGAGGAGCUCACUAACCAGGUUCUUGAUGAGAUUGGCGUGGACAUAGCAUCUCAGUUAUCUUCAGCUCCAAAAGGUCGGAUUGCGUCAAAGAAUGCUCCUAAUACUGUUUCAAGCCCCGAGCCUCCCAAUGUUGAUGAUCUUGAAAAAAGAUUGGCCUCUCUUCGACGCGUUUAAUUUGGAAAACUUGGAGCAAAAUCUUGUCGGGUGUAGAUUCUUACAAAAAGUCACAUGCAUGAAAAUGCCAAGAUUAUCAGUAGCAUUGUUUGUGUUAUACAUGUUCUACUUAUGAGAAAAAAAUAGUGUGUAUAUUGAAAGAUAUUCUGGUUUUGUACUAGCAAAUGGUUCUCUCUGCAUCAUUUUUGAAGCUGAAUUCUUUCUU